AUGGAACCGUGCCGGACUGGAAUUCAGGAAGGGACACGUUCACAUAGCUCCGUAACCCCGUGUAAUCGCAAUUCCGUUUUGUCCCGAGACAGUUGCAUCCCAGAACCCUGUUCAGGAACUAAUUUAAGUGGAUUUUGUUAUUCUCAAAGUCAACGGCGCCAGAAUCCAGCGGUCACUGUCAACGCUGAUAUCGGUGUUGCUCCAGAUAGCUGUGUGACUGCGCCAGGGGUUUGUGACAGGAACGAAGGUUUGAAUACAAAAGAAGGGCUGCUUGCUAGAAAGAAAAGUCAGAGUUCAGCAUAUUCAAAGUCAAAGUCUUUGGAAAUCUGUGCAAAGUGUCGAACGGAGAUAGCCAACGAAUUCGUCUCCGCUUUUGGAGAUAUUUAUCAUCCUCAAUGUUUUACAUGCCAUGACUGCCAAAAAGUUUUAUCCCACGAAUUCUUCCCGGUGCAUGAGAAAAACGGACCAGUUCCUCUUUGCGAGACAGAUGUCUUUCGCCGAUUAGAUAUGCUAUGCAGUAAAUGCGGUGGUGCCCUACGAGAUUUAUACAUCAGUGCAAUCGGACGAAAGUACCACAUGAACCAUUUCACUUGCCAUUCCUGUCAAAAGAUCAUUGGAUCCGGUGAUAACUACUACGUUCAUAGAGGACAGGCUUAUUGCAAGGACGACUACUCAGCGAAAUAUGCGGAUCCUUGUGACAGCUGCGGGAUGCCUGUUAUGGAUCAAUAUAUCAAGGAUUAUUCACCAAAAAAGCGAGUAUGGCAUGACCGUUGCUAUAAGACUCAUAAACGUCACAAUCCUGACUCGUCCCUGGCGGAAUUACCUCUUCUAGAUGACCAUGAUACCGAACCUUCAACUAGUGAGGAGGAGAAAAUUCUGAAUAAGUUUGAAGAGAUGGUUAUUUCGCUUAUUGGCGACAGCCUUGGGCAUCUCGAAUCCGGUUCCAGAGAGGAAAUAUCAGAUGGCAUAUUAGCUCUGAUUACUGCUGUUGGAGUUCUCUUUUCCUCGAUUGACAUUGUUGAUGACUCUAGGCGAAAGGCCGGCAAACCACCUUUAUCCGACAGCCCAGAAAUCGACCUGCUGAGGGCGAAGCUUACCGAUUUCAUGACGGUGUCUCUGUCCAGAUCCCAGCAGCGGACAAGGUCAAUGUCAAGUCAUCUCAAAGGAAUAUAUGCGGCAAGCUCUGGCCUAUCUUAUUUCAUCAAAAGGGUCAUCAAGAUCCUGGGGGAAAAUGUGCUCAAUAAUGAUCCAUCGGGUACACUUGACGAAUAUCUGAAUUCCUUAGACCAGUUCCCGGAAGACUUACCAUCAACAGCGAUGGUCUUCUCCAAAUCUGAGCUUAAUAGGGAUGAUGCAGAACUGUGUCUGGCCUGUAAUGUUCCCAUAAGGACGGAAUGCGUGAGCUGGGGCGGGUAUCUACGACGCCAACAUCUAACUUGCAAAAGCUCCUGCGUGCACUGCGAUACCUGCGAUACUCCAGAGAAUCUAUAUCGAGUAUUAAUUAGUACCCCCGGUAAUAGCUACGCACUAUGUUGCACCAGCUGCCAGGAUAUAAGCAUAUCGGGCUACACCAACCCAGACUCUGUGAUACCAUGUACAUAUAUUACCAAGCUACAGCAAUACAUAUUCCUCCUCAGGGUGCAGUUUAAACGACUCGGAAACUCCCCAGAUGCAAGUUAUGACUAUAUCCAGACGGCAACAGCGACGCGGACAACGCCUCCUCUUGAGAAACCCUCCAAGCCGUUGGAUAAAGGUAUUUUUGGCCGACUGUCAUCCAACAGCGAUCUCAUCGCCGAGGAACAGAAGACAAACAAUAUCCGGGAUCGGACAGCGGCGGACACAUUUGCGAUUGGCUCGAAGAUUGGGAGUUCUUAUCAAGGUUUGAGGAAAGGGUUCUUUGGCAGGUCGAGGAACAAUAAGAGCCAUAUCCGGCGAAAAACGGCAGAGAAGAUCAUGCAAACGCUACACUAG
Molecule: messenger RNA, 1971 nt
Organism: Paracoccidioides brasiliensis Pb18
Exons: 3
Coding region: 1-1971 (656 amino acids)
Biological process (GO): cell-cell adhesion
Cellular component (GO): focal adhesion; stress fiber
Molecular function (GO): filamin binding
Source: RefSeq, a predicted model, not a curated record